UUGGCAGCCAUAUUAUUAGCCGUAUUAUUUUUAUGUACAUAAUUUUAUUAUGUCACGUUUUGUGUAUGUACGUAGUAUUAGAAAUAGAAUAGGAAUGUUGUAUUUCUUUCCUUCUUUUGGCUCCACAACUGAGGCAAGCAGUUAACUCUUACCAUGCGUUACUACGCAUGCUUUACAUAUAUAUUUUGCAUGGAUCCGUAGAGAUCAUGCGAAUCAAUAUACAAAAAAUACCUCUCCAUCCUCUUCUGAUUUUACAUGGUAUCAGAGCAUUGAUCUGGGACCAAGAAAACAAACAGACGUGACAGCACGAUGGCCGGCGAGACAGGAAACAACGGUGGAGAAGGAAACCGAGACCAUGGUGAACGACGGCGAAUUAAUGAUCCCUCAUCACCAUACUAUUUGUCGAGUUCGGACUUUCCUGGGUUGCACAUUUGUGCAGUGGUUCUCAAGGGCGAGAGCAACUACCGUGAAUGGGCUACGGCGAUGAAAAAUGCGUUCCGUGCAAAACGGAAAUUGGGGUUUCUUGAUGGGACCAUAAAACGACCCGUGAACAACGAGAGGGAUCUCGAGGACUGGCUAACCGUCAAUUCUAUGGCGGUAGGAUGGAUUAUGACGUCGGCGGAUCCAGCGCUACGGACUAAUUUGGCCUAUAUGGACAGCGUGUAUGACCUGUGGAACGACAUGGAGGCGCGUUUCGCGGUUGGAGAUGCAAUGAGAACCCACGAGUUGAAGGAAUUGAUCCGGAAUUGCCGCCAACAAGGGCAGCCCAUCACUGCCUAUUUUGGCCAACUCAAGGGUUUAUGGGAUGAUUAUGAUGGGCUUCAGAGUAUUCCUCAAUGCACUUGCAACGGCUGUACGUGCGACCUCAAAAAAUUAUUUCUCAAACACAUUGAAACGGAGAAAAUACAUGAUUUCCUUAUGGGUCUCGAUCAUGAGACUUAUGGAAAUUUGCGGUCCAACAUACUUAGUGCGGAUGACCUUCCAUCAUUGACUAAAGUGUAUCAUAUGGUGAUACAAGAAGAACGACACCGAAGCUUGACUCGAGGGAGAGAAGAAAAAAUGGAGGCAGUGGCGUUUGCAGCUCGCGGCGGACCUUCUGCCGGGAAGGAUGAACGGGUUCAGUGCACUUAUUGUCACAAAAGCGGACAUGAAGUUGAAAAUUGCUUCCGCCGCACUGGAAUUUACCCGGAAUGGUGGCAUGAUAAUCCGGGCCGAGCACGCAGCGGUAGAGGGCGUGGAGGAUCAAGCCGCGGCAGCACUGGACGUGGAGGAUCCGGACGUGGAACUGGACGUGGACCAGUUCAUGCUAUGCAUGUGGGUGGUGAUUUCCAGAAUGAUGGGAACCUCUCCCAAGGAGCAAAGGAUGGUACGUUGCAUAAACCUGGAUUCAGUGAUGAACAAUGGCAAACUUUCCUCAGAAUGAUGGAAAAUUGUAAGGCUGCUCCAACGGAGGAAAAACUCUCAGGUAUGAAUAUUAAUAAUGAAUGGCUUCUCGACUCCGGAGCUUCAUAUCACAUGACCGGAUAUAACGACGUUCUGACGGAAGUAGUCAAAAUUGCACCGGUGGCAGUAACUUUGCCUAAUGGAGAAUUUACCAAAGCAACUCAUGUGGGGAGUAUUUCGAUCAGUGCAUGUCUAAAAUUGGUCAACGUUUUGUUUGUGCCUGGACUAAAAUGCAAUCUGAUUUCCUUAGGGAAGUUAAUUGAUAACCGAAAAUGUGACAUAUUUUUUACUAAUGAUUUAUGUGUAAUACAGGACCUACCUACGAAGAUGCCGAUUGGAGUGGGUGAACGACGAGGGGGAGUUUAUUUUUUCCGGGGUUUGGAUCAAGCACAGGCACAUGCAGUGGAAAGUUCAGACUCAGGCGAUUUGUGGCACUCGAGGUUGGGACAUCCGUCAAUAAAAGUUAUGCGUUUGCUAGGUUAUUCGAAUAAAACUUUGUUGGAUUCUGUUGGAAAUAAAAUAUGUGAUGCCUGUAUGAGAGGCAAACAAACUCGCGAUAAAUUUGUUGUUAGUAGAGCUAGAGCUGUUGAACCUUUUGAAUUAAUACAUUGUGAUGUUUGGGGUCCGUAUCGUGUUUUGUCUACAUGUGGUGCACGUUACUUUUUGACUGUGGUGGACGAUUUUUCUAGGACUGUGUGGGUCCACUUGAUGCGUGACAAGGGUGAAGUAAAAAAUAUUCUUAAAAACUUUAUUGCCAUGACUAAGCGUCAAUUUGACAAAAAUGUGAAAAUUGUGAGAAGUGACAAUGGCAAGGAGUUUAUUGGUCUGCAAGAAUAUUUUUUGCUUAAUGGGAUAAUUUUUCAAACGUCUUGUGUAUACACCCCACAACAAAAUGGCAGGGUAGAACGGAAACAUAGGCAUAUAUUGGAAAUGGCCCGGACUCUUCGCUUUCAUGCAAAUUUGCCCAUUCAGUUUUGGGGCGAGUGUGUGCUCACCGCAGGAUAUUUGAUUAAUAGACUACCUUCACCCGUGCUGGAUAAUAAAAGCCCCUACGAACUACUAUAUAACAAAAUACCGGUAUAUAGUCAACUUCGGGUUUUUGGUUGUCUAUGUUACACGCAUGAGCCAAAUACCGGAGGAGAUAAAUUUGCUCCACGUGGUGUGAAGUGUGUUUUCUUGGGUUAUGCUUACUCCCAAAAGGGCUGGAAGGUAUAUGAUUUGCAGCAAAGACGUAAUUUUGUUUCUCGUGAUAUUAAAUUUGUUGAGAAUGAAUUUCCCUUCCAACAUGGGGAACCCACUUUGACCAACCCAGAGGCUACAAAGGUGGAUUCUUUUGCAUGGGAGACCCAUGUACGUGUGGGAGAUGAUGAUGAUGUGCAGGAGGGCACAUGUGUAGCAUUGGAUACAUGCCAACCAGUGAACCCAGUAUCUUCCCAGUCAGAAGGGACAGCUAACCAUCAAUUGCACAACACCGUGGAAGUUGGAGAUGGAGACCACAUGGUGAUCAGUACGCCCUCCACGCAUACAAGCCCGACUAGAAGAAGUGUACGUACACGUAAGGAACCUACGUGGCAUCGGGAUUAUGAUGUACAAUUGAACACGGUUAAAAUAAACUCUCACCCCGACGUCCGUCCUACUUCUCCGGCCGAUUCAGGUAAUCCUUAUUCACUAUCUCAUUAUAUAAAAUAUAAUCAUUUUUCGGUUCCGCACCGAGCUUUUCUUGCAGCUAUUUCCAUGACCAAGGAACCCACUAGUUUUGGUGAAGCCGUUCGGGACCCACAAUGGCGGGAUGCCAUGAAUAGCGAAAUUCGGGCCCUCGAACGCACUGGCACGUGGCAGAUUCAAGAUUUACCACCGGGGAAGAAAGCAAUUUAUUGCAAGUGGGUCUACAAGAUCAAAUACAAAAGUGACGGGUCGGUGGAGCGAUAUAAAGCACGCCUAGUUGUAUGUGGGAACCGCCAGGUACAUGGAAUUGACUAUAGUGAGACUUUUGCACCUGUUGCUAAAAUGGUCACGGUGCGUACCAUUUUAGCAGUUGCGGCUUCUAGUCAUUGGGAGCUACAUCAAAUGGAUGUAGAUAAUGCUUUUCUUCAUGGGGAUCUUCGCGAGGAGGUAUACAUGCAUCUCCCACCAGGUUAUUCCACAUCAUCUUCUGGAAAGGUAUGUCGAUUGCUUAGAUCACUUUAUGGACUACGACAGGCACCAAGAUGUUGGUUUUCUCGAUUAACGACGUGCUUACGAAAUUAUGGGUUCACACAAUCACACGCCGACUACUCCUUGUUCACCAUACGCAAGGAUAAUAAAAUCCUUUGUGUGCUCAUAUAUGUGGUUGACUUAUUGAUCACUGGUAAUGACCGCUCUAUGAUUGAUCAGUUUAAAUUGUAUCUUGGCACCACAUUUCCUGUCAAGGAUUUAGGUGUCAUGAAAUAUUUUCUUGGGAUUGAGGUUGCACGAAAUAGCACGGGGAUAUUUAUGUGUCAACGUAAAUAUGUGCUUGAUAUUCUAGCUGAGACAGGUUUAUCUGAAUGUAAGCCGGUUACCUUUCCUAUGGUGCAAAAUCAUCGUCUGCAGUCCGAUACUGGUCCAUUUUUCUCCGAUCCGGAGCGAUAUCGGAGGCUAGUUGGGAAGCUUAUUUAUUUGACUUUGACCAGGCCUGACAUCUGCUACUCUGUUCAUAUUCUCUCACAAUUUAUGCAAAGUCCACGGUUGGCUCAUUGGGAGGGAGUACUUCGGGUGCUCAAAUAUCUUAAAGGAAGGCCUGGACAGGGAAUUUUGUUACGCUCGGAUUCCUCCCUUUCUCUCACUGGUUAUUGUGAUGCCGACUGGGCUAGUUGCCCGAUCACUCGUCGAUCCGUCACCGGCUACUUUGUCUCUUUAGGAUUUUCACCCGUUUCGUGGCGUACAAAAAAACAGGCCACUGUUUCCCGUUCAUCUGCAGAGGCUGAAUAUCGAUCCAUGGCAUCCUUGACUUGUGAGCUUAUUUGGCUACGGAAUUUACUCCGCUCAUUAGGGGUCACACACUCCGGACCCGCUCGCCUCUACUGUGACAAUCAAGCCGCGUUACAUAUUGCUUCCAAUCCAGUUUAUCACGAGCGUACCAAACAUAUUGAGCUUGAUUGUCAUUUCAUACGGGAUCAUAUUCAGUCUGGUACUGUCGCACCUUCCUACACGCCUACUAAUGAACAACCCGCAGACUUGCUCACUAAGGCUCUUGGCGCACAACAAUUCGACUACUUGCUUGGCAAGAUGGGCAUUUGCGACCCCCAUGCUCCAUCUUGAGGGGGGGUGUUGGCAGCCAUAUUAUUAGCCGUAUUAUUUUUAUGUACAUAAUUUUAUUAUGUCACGUUUUGUGUAUGUACGUAGUAUUAGAAAUAGAAUAGGAAUGUUGUAUUUCUUUCCUUCUUUUGGCUCCACAACUGAGGCAAGCAGUUAACUCUUACCAUGCGUUACUACGCAUGCUUUACAUAUAUAUUUUGCAUGGAUCCGUAGAGAUCAUGCGAAUCAAUAUACAAAAAAUACCUCUCCAUCCUCUUCUGAUUUU
Molecule: messenger RNA, 4984 nt
Organism: Cuscuta europaea
Lineage: Eukaryota; Viridiplantae; Streptophyta; Magnoliopsida; Solanales; Convolvulaceae
Source: the annotation of a GenBank genome assembly